Aphidius gifuensis is the source of this 1521-nucleotide messenger RNA. It is a transcript of the gene Ahcy, whose product is annotated as adenosylhomocysteinase. Bases 146 to 1447 code for a protein of 433 amino acids. The record is from RefSeq and is a predicted model, not a curated record. The transcript has 5 exons. Gene Ontology annotation, biological process: L-methionine cycle. Lineage: Eukaryota; Metazoa; Arthropoda; Insecta; Hymenoptera; Braconidae. Gene Ontology annotation, cellular component: cytosol. Gene Ontology annotation, molecular function: adenosylhomocysteinase activity.
AAAUUGUUCGAAUACGCCGGCAUCCAGAUAUUCAUUAUUCAGUUGCAAAAAAAAUUGUCACUCCAAAGCAUCACAUUUCUUUGUCUAGUCUUCUCGACACACAUUUGUAUUUAAUUAACAAUAAAUAGUAAUUAAAUAAUUCAACAUGCCUGCAAAACCUACCUUCAAAGUUGCUGAUAUUUCACUCGCUGAAUUUGGCAGAAAAGAAAUAACUCUAGCUGAAAAUGAAAUGCCAGGUUUAAUGGCAAUUAGAAAAAAAUAUGGUCCAGAAAAAAUAUUGAAAGGUGCUAGAAUUGCUGGUUGUCUUCAUAUGACUGUUCAGACAGCUGUUCUCAUUGAGACACUCACUGAACUUGGAGCAGAGGUACAAUGGUCAUCUUGCAACAUUUUUAGUACCCAAGAUCAUGCAGCAGCAGCAAUUGCUAAAACUGGAGUACCAGUAUAUGCCUGGAAAGGUGAAACUGAAGAAGAAUACAUGUGGUGUAUUGAACAAACACUUGUUUUUAAUGAUGGAAAACCAUUGAAUCUUAUUCUUGAUGAUGGUGGUGAUUUAACAAAUCUUGUUCAUACAAAAUAUCCAGAAUACCUUAAAGAAUGUCGUGGUGUAUCAGAGGAAACAACAACUGGUGUUCAUAAUCUUUAUAAAAUGGUUAAAGAAAAUAAACUCAAAGUACCAGCAAUCAAUGUCAAUGAUUCAGUUACAAAGAGUAAAUUUGAUAAUCUUUAUGGAUGUCGUGAAUCACUUAUUGAUGGUAUUAAACGUGCAACUGAUGUUAUGAUUGCUGGUAAAGUUUGUGUUGUUGCUGGUUAUGGUGAUGUUGGUAAAGGUUGUGCUCAAAGUCUUCGUGCAUUUGGUGGUCGUGUUAUUGUUACUGAAAUUGAUCCAAUAAAUGCAUUACAAGCAGCAAUGGAAGGAUAUGAAGUAACAACAUUAGAUGAUUGUGCACAUAAAGGACAAAUAUUUGUUACAACAACUGGCUGUAAGGGUAUCAUACUUGGUUCACAUUUUGAAGCAAUGCCAAAUGAUGCAAUUGUUUGUAAUAUUGGUCAUUUUGAUUGUGAAAUUGAUGUAUCAUGGUUAGAUAAAAAUGCUGUUGAAAAAAUUAAUAUCAAACCACAAGUUGAUAGAUAUCAAUUGAAAAAUGGUAGACAUGUUAUAUUACUUGCUGAAGGACGUCUUGUUAAUUUAGGAUGUGCUACUGGACAUUCAAGUUUUGUUAUGAGUAAUUCAUUUACAAAUCAAGUACUUGCACAAAUUGAACUUUGGACUAAAAAUGAUAAAUAUUCAGUUGAUGUUCAUAUGCUUCCUAAAAAGUUGGAUGAAGAAGUUGCUGCUCUUCAUUUGGAUCAUCUUGGUGUUAAAUUAACAAAACUUACACCAGAACAAUCAAAAUAUCUUGAUAUUCCUAUCAAUGGACCAUUCAAACCAGAUCAUUACAGAUAUUAAAUAUUUCUUGUUUUUAUAUACAACUAAUCAAUGAUGAUGAUAAUAAUAAUUCAAAUAAAAAACAUUUUCAUGAA